AUGGCUGCACAAACGGAUCCCGAUCCAAGUGAAUACCUUUACAUCUCUGCGGAGAUGAAGAGGAAGGACGCGACGAAACCAUACGAUGGUAAGAAGAUGACUUGGGUCCCCGACGAGAAGGAGGGUUUCGUGCUCGGGAACAUCGAGUCGCUGGAAGGCGACAAGGCCGUUGUCGAUACUCCCUCCGGCAAGAAGACCUUCAAGAAGGACCAACUCCAGCAAGUCAAUCCGCCGAAGUACGAGAAAUGCGAAGAUAUGUCUAACAUGACUUAUCUCAACGACGCUUCCGUACUCCACAACCUCAAGGAGCGUUACUUCGCCAAUCUGAUUUACACCUAUUCCGGACUUUUCUGUGUCGCCAUCAAUCCCUACAAGAGGUUCCCCAUCUACACCCCUCGUGCCGUCAUGAUCUACAAGGGCAAGAGGAGGACCGAGGUCCCCCCUCACGUAUUCGCCAUCUCUGACGGUGCCUACAUGCACAUGUUGACUGAUAACGAGGACCAGUCCAUGUUGAUUACUGGCGAGUCCGGAGCCGGAAAGACUGAGAACACCAAGAAAGUAAUUUCCUACUUCGCCAACGUCGGUAAGAGCGACAGGAAGCCAACCGCUGCCGACGCCAAUAAGCCUUCACUCGAAGACCAGAUCGUGCAAACCAAUCCCGUACUCGAGUCGUUCGGUAACGCUAAGACCACCCGUAACGAUAACUCCUCCCGUUUCGGUAAAUUCAUCCGUAUCCAUUUCGGUCCCACUGGAAAGUUGGCUGGUUGCGAUAUCGAGACCUAUCUGCUCGAGAAGGCUCGUGUCAUUUCGCAACAGCCCCUUGAGCGGUCUUACCACAUUUUCUACCAACUCAUGUCCGGCAAGAUCCCCGACAUGAAGAAGAAACUGCUCCUGUCGGACGAAAUCCACGACUACUACUACGUGUCUCAGGGAAAAACCGAAAUUCCCGGCGUGGACGAUGCAGAAGAAAUGGGAUACACCGAUGAAGCUUUCGACAUUCUCGGUUUCGACGCCGACGAGAAGGACGGUGUCUACCGUAUCACCGCCUCUGUCAUGCACUUCGGUACGCUCAAGUUCAAACAGAGACCUCGCGAAGAGCAGGCUGAAGCCGAUGGAACCGAGGAGGGAGAACGGGUCGCCAAACUGCUCGGCGUCGACACCAACGAGCUGUACAAGAACUUGACCAAGCCCAGGAUCAAGGUCGGAACUGAGUUCGUGACCAAGGGUCAGUCUAUGGGACAGGUCUACUCGGCCAUCGGCGCCAUGUCGAAGGCCAUGUUCGAUCGUACGUUCAAAUUCCUCGUCAAGAAGUGUAACGACACUCUGGACACCAAGCAGGCACGCAAGCAUUUCAUCGGUGUGCUUGAUAUUGCUGGUUUCGAAAUUUUCGACUACAACGGUUUCGAGCAGCUCUGCAUCAACUUCACCAACGAGAAACUCCAGCAGUUCUUCAACCACCACAUGUUCGUGCUCGAGCAGGAAGAGUACAAGAGGGAAGGAAUCGACUGGGUCUUCAUCGAUUUCGGUCUCGAUCUGCAAGCUUGCAUCGAGCUCAUCGAGAAACCCCUGGGUAUCUUGUCCAUCCUCGAAGAGGAGUCUAUGUUCCCCAAGGCUACCGACAAGACUUUUGAGGACAAGCUGAACAGCACCCAUCUGGGCAAGUCGGCUCCCUUCCAAAAGCCCAAGCCCCCGAAGAACAAGGAUGUCGGACCCGCUCACUUCGCCAUUGCUCACUACGCCGGUACCGUAUCGUACUCGAUCACCGGCUGGCUCGAGAAGAACAAGGAUCCCCUGAACGAUUGUGUCGUCGACCAGUUCAAGAAGGGUAAUCUGAAGCUGCUCCAGACCAUCUUCGAAGACCAUCCUGGACUCGGCGCUGACGCGAAGGCCGACGGUGGCGGCAAGGGAGGUGGCCGAAAGAAGGGUUCUGGUUUCCAGACCGUCUCCGGUUUGUACAGGGAGCAACUCAACAAGUUGAUGCACACCCUCCACUCUACUCAUCCUCACUUCGUCCGUUGCAUCAUCCCCAACGAAUUCAAGCAGCCUAAAGUCAUCGACGCUCAUCUCGUCAUGCAUCAGCUCACCUGUAACGGUGUGCUUGAAGGCAUCCGUAUUUGUCGCAAAGGUUUCCCCAACAGGAUGGUUUACGCCGAUUUCCGUCAACGCUACACGAUACUCGGUCCCAACGCCGUCCCCAAAGACUUUGCCGAGGCCAAGAAACACUCCGAAGCCAAGGAUUCUUCGAUCGCCGUUAUCUCUAACAUCGGCCUUGACAAAGAUGAAUACCGAUUCGGUAGCACAAAGAUCUUCUUCCGCGCCGGAGUGUUGGGUCGUCUUGAGGAGAUGCGUGACGAACGUCUCGCCAAGAUCAUGACCAUGAUUCAAUCAGCCUGCCGUUGGUAUCUUUGCAAGAAACACUUCCAGAAACUCAAGGAGCAACGGUUGGCCCUGCGCGUCCUGCAGAGGAACCUUCGUCAGUUCGCUCAGAUGCGCAACUGGGCCUGGUGGAAACUCUUCAUCAAGGUGAAGCCGCUCCUCAACAUGACCAAGGCCGAGGACGAGCUUAAGGCUCUCGAAGACAAACUCAAGGAGGAGAUGGAGAAACUCGCCAAGGAGGAGAAAUUGCGCAAGGAGCUCGAAGCGCAGAACGCCAAACUCGUCCAGGAGAAGAACGAACUCUUCCUGCAACUUGAAUCCGAGCGCACCGGAGCCGGAGACAUCGAACAACGUCUCACCAAGGUCCAGUCCCAGAAGACUGACCUCGAGCGACAGGUCCGUGAGCUGGAGGAGCGCUGCCACCGCGAGGAGGACAGCGCCCAGAAACUCGGCCAGAACAAGAGGAAACUCGAGGGCGAAAUCUCUGCCCACAAGAAGGACAUCGAAGAUCUGCAGCUCUCCCUCCAGAAGGCUGAGCAGGACAAGCAGUCCAAGGACCACCAGAUCCGAAACCUGAAUGAUGAGAUCGCCCAGAAGGAAGAACUCAUUGCCAAGCUCAACAAGGAGAAGAAAUCCCUCCAGGAGCAGGGCAGCAAGACCACCGACGACCUCCAGGCUCAGGAGGACAAAGUCAAUCACUUGAACAAGGUGAAGGCUAAACUCGAGCAGACCCUCGAUGAAUUGGAGGAUUCGCUCGAACGCGAGAAGAAAGCCCGCGCCGACCUUGACAAGACCAAGAGGAAGGUCGAGGGAGACCUGAAACUCGCUCAGGAAGCGGUCGCCGAUCUCGAGAAGAACAAGAAAGAGCUCGAACAGACCAUCCAACGCAAGGAUAAGGAGCUUGCGGCCUUGGCCACCAAGCUCGAGGACGAACAAUCCCAAAUCGCCAAGCUCCAGAAGCAGAUCAAGGACUUGCAACAACGGGUCGAGGAACUCCAGGAGGAACUCGAGGCCGAACGCCAGGCUCGCUCGAAGGCUGAGAAGCAACGUUCCGAUUUGGCUCGCGAAUUGGAACAGCUCUCCGAGCGUCUCGAGGAGGCCGGUGGAGCCACCUCCGCUCAAAUUGAGUUGAACAAGCGUCGCGAGGCUGAACUCGGAAAACUCCGCCGUGAUCUGGAGGAGGCCAACUCGCAGAACGAGCAAAUCGUCUCCGCUCUCCGCCAGAAGAACAACUCCAUGGUGGCCGAGAUGACCGACACGAUCGACAACCUCAAUAAGCAGAAGGCCAAGCUCGAGAAGGAAAGAUCGCAAUUCAAAUCUGAGGCCGAUGACAUGCGCCAAAACGUUGAACACGUUCAGCGGGAGAAGGCCAACUCUGAACGUCAGGCGAAAAUGCUUGAAGUUCAACUUCAAGACACGCAGUACAAGCUUGACGAGUCCAAUCGCACAGUCAACGACUUCGAUGCCGCCAAGAAGAAGCUGGCUCUCGAAAACUCCGAGCUCCAGCGACAGCUCGAAGAGGCCGAGAGCCAAAUCAGCCAGCUUUCGAAGCAGAAGGCCUCACUCGCCAGCCAGGCCGAGGAGGCCAAGCGUGCUGCCGAUGAGGAGAACAGGGAACGAGCUGCUAUUCUUGGAAAGUACCGCAACAUUGAACACGAUCUCGACAACCUCCGUGAAGCCCUCGAGGAAGAGCAGGAAGCCAAGGCUGACUUGCAACGCCAACUUUCGAAGGCGAACGCCGAUGCUCAACUCUGGAGGAGCAAGUACGAAUCUGAGGGGCUCGCUCGUCUCGAAGAGCUCGAGGAGUCCAGGAAGAGACUGCAGAUCAAGCUGCAAGGCGCUGAGGAACUCAUCGAGGGUCUCAACGCCAAGGUGUCCGGUCUCGAGAAGACCAAGAGCCACCUCCAGGGUGAACUCGACGACAUGCAUGCUGAAGUCGAUCGCGCCCAACAAUUGGCCGCUCAACUCGAGAAGCGUCAGAAGUCGUUCGACAAGGUCAUCGCCGAAUGGAAAGCGAAGACCGACGAUCUCGCUGCCGAGUUGGACGCAUCGCAGAAGGAAUGCCGCAACUACUCCACCGAGGUAUUCAAACUCCGAGCUGCCUACGACGAGUCGCAGGAGCACUACGAGGCUGUCAAGAGAGAGAACAAGAACCUCCAAGAUGAACUCAAGGACCUUCUGGAUCAACUCGGCGAAGGCGGACGAUCCGUCCACGAGCUCGAAAAGGCUCGCAAGAGGCUCGAGCUCGAGAAGGACGAACUGCAACACGCUCUCGAGGAGGCUGAAGCAGCACUCGAACAGGAGGAGAACAAGGUACUCCGCGCUCAACUUGAACUCAGCCAGGUGCGCCAGGAGAUCGAGCGUCGUAUCCAGGAGAAGGAGGAGGAAUUCGAGAACACCCGCAAGAACCACCAACGUGCCCUCGACUCCAUGCAAGCCUCCCUCGAGGCUGAGGCCAAGGGACGUGCCGAGGCACUCAGGUUGAAGAAGAAACUCGAAUCCGACAUCAACGAGCUCGAGAUCGCUCUUGACGGAGCCAACAAGGCCAACGCUGAAGCUCAGAAGACCAUCAAGAGGUAUCAGCAGACGAUCAAAGACAUGCAGUCGCAGAUCGAAGACGAACAGAAGGCUCGCGACGAAGCUCGCGAUCAGUAUGCCAACGCUGAACGCCGCGCAAAUCAGCUUCAUGGCUCUCUUGAGGAAGCCAAGCAGCUCUUGGAGCAAUCGGAGCGGGCACGCCGAGCCGCCGAGGGUGAGAACCUCGAGCUCAGAGAAGCCAACAACGAACUGGGUGCCAACAACGCUUCUCUCGGAAUGGCCAAGAGGAAGCUUGAGGGAGAAAUGUCCGCGCUGCAGGCUGAUCUCGACGAGAUGAUCAACGAGUGCAAGGCCUCUGAGGAAAAAGCCAAGAAGGCGAUGGUCGAUGCUGCUCGUCUGGCCGAUGAGCUUCGCGCUGAGCAGGAACACGCUGGCUCCCAGGAGAAGAUGCGCAAAGCUCUCGAGAUCCAGAUGAAGGAUCUUCAAGUUCGUCUCGAUGAAGCCGAGGCCGCGGCCCUCAAGGGAGGCAAGAAGCUCAUCGAGAAGCUUGAACACAAGUGCCGACAGCUCGAAUCCGAAUUGGAGACCGAGCAACGCCGACACGCCGAUGCCGCCAAGAACGCGCGCAAGGGUGAACGCAGGAUCAAGGAGCUCCAGUUCCAGGCCGAAGAAGAUCGCAAGAACCACGAGCGCAUGCAGGAACUCGUCGACAAACUCCAGCAGAAGAUCAGCACGUACAAGAGACAAAUCGAGGAGGCUGAAGAGAUCGCCGCCAUGAACCUCGCCAAAUAUCGCAAAGCUCAACAGGAACUCGAGGACGCCGAUGAGCGCGCGAAUCUUGCGGAACAGAGCGUCGCUAAGCUCCGAGCCAAGAACCGCUCCUCGGUGAGCAUGGCUCGCGAGUAAACUCCUCCUACGCUAUCGUCAUCAAACGCCUCACGUUACUAAUAUCGUCUACGCAUCCGAUCGAUCAUUGUUGCUGUUCGCAUGAUAUAACAAGAGCAAAUAUCUUGGCGCCUUUCACCCGCAAGCUUAGAGAACGCUGAGCAUCGACCAAUGGGAAUCUUCCAUGCAGCUACGAGCGUGGCUGAGAGCAAUGGCCGGAAAGACUGGGAAGGGAAUACCACACGCUGCUUUAUCUCACUGACAUCGAACACGGAUCAGCCCAUCUUUCGAGAGCCCGCAUCUCAAAGCCGGCAAUAAAUCGCUGCACGGAAGAGCCCUUAUUGUGUUCUGGCAAAAACGUUCGAUGAUCGAGAGAAACAUACAAGAAGUGGUAAACUGAUGGAGGUUUCGCUUUUGAGUACUCGAUAAACUUCGCGAAUAUUAGCUAUGUCAUCCUAAAUAAAUACUCAUCAUUUGCAUAAGUAAAGU
Molecule: messenger RNA, 6288 nt
Organism: Galendromus occidentalis (western predatory mite)
Lineage: Eukaryota; Metazoa; Arthropoda; Arachnida; Mesostigmata; Phytoseiidae
Product: myosin heavy chain, muscle
Exons: 14
Coding region: 1-5820 (1939 amino acids)
Biological process (GO): sarcomere organization; muscle contraction
Cellular component (GO): myosin filament; cytoplasm; myosin II complex
Molecular function (GO): microfilament motor activity; ATP binding; actin filament binding
Source: RefSeq, a predicted model, not a curated record